Molecule: messenger RNA, 435 nt
Organism: Ambispora gerdemannii
Lineage: Eukaryota; Fungi; Glomeromycota; Glomeromycetes; Archaeosporales; Ambisporaceae
Source: the annotation of a GenBank genome assembly
AUGUCGAAACAAUUAUUUGCCAAUCGUACCGAAGAAAUACUCUCACGCGACGCGUACCUAGCCGCCUACAAAGCCAAAGACGGGCUUGCAUUUGCACAAUAUCGCGAACACGUUCUAUCCGCGUUACUCUCACCCUACGAGAACCGACUCUUUCCCACGCAACUUGACGCGUUACGUAAACGCUUUGAAGUUUCAUUGCAGGAAUUGGUGAGCGCCACCCCGGAGAACGUCGAUGUGUUGUUGGUUAAACCAUCCGAAAAGAUCACCUCGUUAAGAAGUGGAGAUGAUAAUGGUCAUUUGUCGUUGGAAGAGCAACGCAGAUUGGUGCAGCGUGCACAUUUUGAAAAUGUUUUUGAGAGAGUGAGAGAGAAUGUGCAGUUGGCUGUGGAGACUCAACAACGGUUUAAGAGACCCGUAAAUGCUGCUAAUUUGUAA